AUGUCUAUCCUUAACGCGCUCACUCCAGACCUACUUGCCCACAUAUGCUCGUUCUGCCGCGCAGACGACAAUCGCGCAUUGCUCUCUCUAGCAAUAACGAGCCGUGCAUUAUCUGUGGCCGCACUCCGGACUCUGUGGUGCUCUCUAGCGUCUCCUAGUCCCUUGUUCCUAGCUCUGCCCGAAUCUUCAACCCACUGGCCCGCUCGCAAGUACCCUGCUCGCCCGAGCUUCUCGCACUCCGAUCUUGAGCGGUUCUACCAUUACGCUUCACUCGUCCAAUCGCUCCGGGUAGAGGACACAUCCUCCAAAAUCUGCGGAUUUUCGGUCUCAUCAGAGAUGUGGACUCUCCUCAAACGUGCAAAUUCUGAACCUAUAUUCCCCAACCUUCGCCACGUAACCAUCUGCGAGUAUUGGGACAACUACGUUCUUGGGCCCUUUCCAAUCUACCCUUUUCUCAGCCCGAGUGUUGAAGAUCUCGCUAUCAUCCUCCACUGUCCCAAGAAACAAGGGCCGGACCACCCCGCUGCAGUUUUCGAACUCAAGGAUCUGCUCACCAAUCUCGCGCUCAUCUGUCCUCAUCUACGCAAGCUGAAUAUCACGACGGCUCCCCUCCCCGUAUACUUUCACGAUGUCAUCACGCAUGUCGUGCAAGGACUCUCGAACCUCACGUCGUUUCAAUCGGAAGGUAUAACGCUCCCCCCGAUGGGUGUUUCAGCGCUAUCCUCCCUCUCCAAUCUGGCCUUCGUCAAAAUGUCUGUACGAGCUGCAGACUACUCAGUUCAUCGCAUGGCACAAAGCCGGCCUUCUACCGUCUCCUUCCCCGUUCUCCAGGGACUUGACAUUACAGCGGACACCGCAGAAUGUGUGGUGGUGGUGCUUGGUUGGUCUGUCGUAGACCCGCCAAGGCUAACUCAACUUUCGGUCCAGGCCACCCUGACGCCCAACGAUACCCCGGCCCAAUUCCUCUCCCUCACGACCGCUAUUUCUCGCAUGCAUUGUCGCUGUACGCUUGAGCGGGUCACUCUCCAUACGGACAUCCCGUGGAUCGGCGGUAACAACCCAUGCGUCGACGAUCUGCCCUCUUUCACUGUUGCACCUCUCCACGACCUCUCUCGGCUCACCUAUCUUCGCAUAAGAGGGUACAGCCAUGUCAUAUUCGACGACGCCGCACUCGCCAAGAUGGCGCGCGCCUGGCCCCGCCUGACCGUCCUCUCCGUAUGUGAACAAAACCUCAAGUCGGCGGCGAACGGAGUGACCUUGGUCGGUUUGCGCGACCUCGCCCUGCAGUGCCCCGCGCUCGUGGAACUGGACAUCGGCGUCGCUUCCAUCAAGCGCGGUCACUGCGAGGAAGUCCUCGCACGGCCUCCUCAUACCAGGGCCGAGUGUGACGGAGACACGCUCGGACCGCCGGAGGCGCGCCGUCUCUCUGUCAUGAAUAUCGGCGCGCCCGGGCUGAGUGCGGAGGAUGUCGCGGCUACGGCUGCGGCGUUGAACGCAAUCUUUCCCUACAUCGAGAGAUUGUCCUCUCGAGUGGACGCGCUCGCGCCUGCGUUCGUGCUGGAGAAGCGCCACGAUGAUAAACAUGGUCCGAAUACCUAUAAGGACAGGUUCACAUACAUUAUAUGUCUAGGCAGCCUUGGACUAGUGCCGGUGUACGGUCGAAAGUCGGGCUCCAUGGCGUAA
Molecule: messenger RNA, 1683 nt
Organism: Trametes versicolor FP-101664 SS1
Lineage: Eukaryota; Fungi; Basidiomycota; Agaricomycetes; Polyporales; Polyporaceae
Exons: 5
Coding region: 1-1683 (560 amino acids)
Source: RefSeq, a predicted model, not a curated record